Trypanosoma conorhini is the source of this 2286-nucleotide messenger RNA. RefSeq lists its product as uncharacterized. NCBI's taxonomy places the organism in Eukaryota, Euglenozoa, Kinetoplastea, Trypanosomatida, Trypanosomatidae. The record is from RefSeq and is a predicted model, not a curated record. The coding region runs from base 1 to 2286 and encodes 761 amino acids. The transcript has a single exon.
AUGCGUAGAGAAGCGGAUGUCGAAAAGGGAAGAGGCGACACCGGCGCGCCCACGGCGACGGGGCACGUGCGCGUCCUCCACCUGGCGCACCCCCCAAGCGACCUGCGGCUCUCGGAGGCCGCGCGACAGGAGGCUGUGACGCUGACGCUCCCGCCCACAGACGGCGGGGGUCUGGCUGGAGUGACGGUGAACAGCGUGGUGGCGGCGGCCCGGCGGCAGCUGCGCCUGGGCGACGCGGCGCUGCAGCUCAGCCUGCACGGCGUGGUGCUUCCCCCGCAACAAGACGUGGCGGAGAUGCUGAGUUCCGUUCCGCGCGCCACCCGCCAGCGCCUGGUGUUCCUCCUCAGCCCCAGCCAUGCCGUGGGCGCCGGCGCGAAGGGAGAGGAAGCGAUAAAAACGCCAAGGCAGGUCAUGUUUGCGGAACCGCCGCUGUCGGCAUCACCCACGCAGGCGGCACUCGCGCCCACGCGUAACGGCGAAGCAACACACUCGCCCUCGUUGCACGCCGCAGUGGACGCGGCAAGUGGGAGGGAGUCGCCGGCGCCGCAGUGCGUGUUUUUUGAGUCGUGGCUUCAUCCGCACCGCUGUGGCCGCUGCCAACGGGUGCGGGCGCAGCACUGCCUAUUUGCACCCACACGCCAAGAACGCCUCCAAAGUGGCAUGACUCUGGCGAAGAAAACGACCCGUCCGCAGCGACGCCAGAGCCCAGAAACAGGAGUCGCGUUGCAGAAGUUGGUGUUGCCGUAUUAUUACGCCGACCCACGGCAGUGGCGGCCGCAGCGUGGUGAACGCUAUCAUGGGCACAGUGAGACAUGCCACGACUUCUGCGCAUCCUGGGGCAACCCCCAGCUGUGUCGCAACUGCCAAAGACCCAAGGAGAUGCAUCAGGUAGAUGACAAGCGUGCGGUGGGGCGGCCCUCGGCAACGCCUGCGAGGCGGCAGCGCAGUCUGGAGUCCUCCUUCGUCCACGCUGCUGGGAAUACAUCCCCACCAGCGUAUGCUCGCAAGGCGUGUCCGCACCUUGUCCCGUCCUCGAACAGUGAGUACUGCACGGCGUGUUACUCGCGGCGGGUGAAGCAGAUUUCCCAAGUUGAGCGGUGCUCCCCGCUGAUCCACGUGACCCCACGGCGGCAACGUGCCUCGCCUGCACGUGCAAAGACGCACAGCCUGGAAGACUGGCUUGCCCUCCCCUCGGCUGAAGAAGGGACCGCGACUGUGAGAAGGGGCGAGGCCCGUAGCCGCGUUAACACGAAGCGAGGCAGGAAGCAGCUCGAUGGCGCAGGGCGUGGGAGGGGGUUGACUCUUGUGGAGGCGCGUCCCUACCUUUCCUUUUCCUCCUCCUCUUCCGCCUCCUCUUUUGCAGGGCCGGGGGCGCCCCCCGUGGCGACGGUCCCCAAAAGACGGAAUAACCGCGGUGCCGCCGUAGCAGAUAUCCCCUGGGGCCUUGUGCUGCAGUACACUACAUUGGAUGAGCUACGGGUGUGUCGGAGUGUUAGUUCCGCCAUGCGCACUGCCGCCGUUCCACUUAUUCAUGAAAAUUGCACAUACAUUCUCAACGUUUUCGAUGUUCCACGUCGGAAACGUGAAUUGCUCGUACAACAUGCCGAUCGCUACGCCUCGCUUAUUCUGGACGCACUGCGUCAACGCACGCCGUGUUAUGCGCCCAUGGAUGCCGCCACGCAUCCUCUUCGCUUCCGCCGCUUCUGCCUCUUGCGCUUUCUUGCGGCGAUGCAGGCCUUAAGCUGUGGAAGCGAAGACGGCGUCGUGGAAGCGGCGAUUCAGCUAGGGAGAAACCGGGCGUCACCGGCGCCGUCGGGGUAUCUCCUUUCUUUUUCUCCGACAGGCCACGUGUUGGCUGGUGGGAGGAGCGGGAAAGGGGGAACGGUGGGGGACGCGUUCGCUGCGCAGGAAUUUGCCCACGAUGCGGCAGCUAAAACUGCCUUGGUGCCAUUUAUUAAGAGACUCGCCUGGUGCGACCCCGCCUCACUGUCGCGGGCGGCGGUGCAUGGCAUCGUAGACGCAUUCGAAGCAAUUUCCGUGGCAGCAGCGGCCUCCCUGGUGCACCGCUGCGACGAUGGACAGCUCACCGAGGUGGGGCGGGACACGCAACAAACGCGCUUUUUCUCACUAGAAGAGUUUUUUGACAAACAUGCACUUCUGCCGCUUGUUGACUUUUUGCAGACGGUGGAGGUGGUGGCGCAGAUGAAGUGGAAGACGCAGAUAUUUGUAGGCGCGCACUCCCACGACCACCACCUCCACCGUCGCUUGUGCCAUUUUGCCGGGUGA